This is a messenger RNA of Durusdinium trenchii, 2070 nucleotides long. The record is from the annotation of a GenBank genome assembly. NCBI's taxonomy places the organism in Eukaryota, Dinophyceae, Suessiales, Symbiodiniaceae.
AUGGCUGAGCCGGCUGGAGAACCAACGCCGGCACAAGGAGCUCAGUUGCUGCUGCGGACUGCAGCAGAGGCAUGUUUGCCUGCGUUGCGUGCACAAAUCGAAGCCACGGACCUCUUACCCCAACAGGCACUUGGAGCCUUGAGCUUCUGCUGUGAGGUCUUGAACCGAGUGUUGGUGAACUUGGAUGAGCCAAGCUUCGCCAAGUUCAGCCGCUUGAAGGUCUCUGCGCUGCGGAAGCGCCUGCCCCGGAGGCCUGAACUGGCAGAGGCGGUGCUGUGCUCAGGUGGAUUCCAGGAGGCCGGUGAGUACCUGGAGUGGGGCCCCCAGACCAUGGAGGUCAGUGAUGAGCCGUUGCAGGUGGGCCAAGACCUGUUUUCAACGAAGCAGCAUCGGAUGACGAUGCUCCUGCCGCAGAGCGACGAUCUGCCCCGCUGUUUUGUGGAGCAGCCUGCGUCUUCCAAAGAGAUGCCGGUCCGAAGACCUCCUGAAGAACAGGAAGAACAGGAGGUGGAAGAGACCUCGACGGUGGCCUCAUCCGUGCCUCAACCGAGCAACCAUGGUGAGACCAGUCAGGCCACUGGCACAGGUGAGACCAGUGAGGCCGCCGUGGGUGCUUGCGGCUCUGAGCGGCGGAAGAGCAUAUCUGCGCUGGAUCGGGACAUCGUGAUUCGGGAAGAGUUGGAGAUCUACGAUCCACAGACCAAGGUCACCACCUUCAAGAGUUUGAACGGUGAUAUCUUGCGAUGCAGACGGAAGCCUAGGAUGAUCGCGUCAGCACCCAGUAGUAGUUGCAGCGAUAGCGAAAGCACCGUCACCAGCACUAUGAGCGAAAGGUCGUCGCUUGCGUUAGCACCGGAAGACACCAUCACCAACUGGGGGGUGUUGGUGGGAAAAGCUUUGUGGUGUCGCAUGAAGGGUACCACGCACAUGACUGAGCGAAAGAUAGGCCUUCUUUCCGGCGCCUUUCACCACAACUAUGGAAACCAGACCCCUGUCGUCGAACGUACCAGGACCUCCUUGCUUCCUGCGAACCAUGGGAAGGGCGCCCUCCGGCGAGCCACCGCUGUGGUGAAUCAGCUUAAGGAGUUGGUGAAGCGGGUCGGACAGGAAGAGACCGAUGUCUUGGAUGCGGAGUGGUCAAUGGAUGCGUUGAGUUUUCUCUUCAGUGCAGACUACAUGGACUCUUUGAUGAUCCUGGCGGGUGGUGCCUCGUGGACCUUGAAAGAUGAUGCCACAGUGGUCCAGGCCUGCGAGCCUUGCCGCGUUUUUGGUGAUAUCCAUGGCCAGCUUCGGGACUUGUUGAUCUUCUUCCACGCCUUUGGCCUCCCCACCAAAACCGGUCCCCAUUUCGUCUUCAAUGGCGACUUUGUGGACCGUGGUGCUCAUCAACUGGAGGUGGUGGGCAUUCUCUUUGCACUGAAGAUCAUGUAUCCUCAGCGAGUCUGGCUGGUGCGGGGGAACCAUGAAGACAGAGCUAUGAAUAGUAGGUAUGGUUUUGAAGAGUGCUGCAAAACUGUCUUGGGGUCCUUCGGCCAGAAAACGUUCGACCUCUUCCAAAAGGCUUUCAACUGGCUCCCCUUGGCCUGCCUCAUCGAGGGGAAGAUCUUGACGCUGCAUGGGGGCAUCGGCAAUGGGAAAUGGACCAUCAACGAACUGGCCGCGGUGAAACGGCCUUUGAAGUCAGAGGACUUUCAGACCGAGAAGCAUCGGUGGCUCUACAACAUCCUCUGGUCCGACCCCAUCCCGGACGAUGAAGGCCCUGAGGGCAGCGGACAUGUCUUUGGCGUCCAUAGUUCGCCACGAACAGCCUCUGCAGUGCAGUUCGGCUGGAACAUCACCAAGACCUUUUGUGCGCUGAAUGGCUUUGAUCUCCUAGUGAGGAGCCACCAAUGCCAACACCAAGGAAGCGGGUGUGAGGUGAUGCACGACCAGAUGUUGAUGCGCGUUUUCUCUGCGAGGGACUAUGAAGACCACCAGAAUGAUGCGGCCAUUUUGUCAAUUUCCAGGGGCAGCAAGCGUGGACAACUUGUAGUGCGCAUGCAGGGCGUGCGCUCGCUCGAGAGACGCUGA